AUGAAUACAAAAUCAACAGUUCAUAUAUUUGUGUGCUUUCUUCAGCUAUGUGUUGUAAAGGGGCAGGUAAUAUGUGAGAGGCAAAUGACCGCAGAAUGGCGAGUGGAACCAAAACCUAGUAUAAUAAAAUGGACACCGAGGGAAAACAUCUGCUCAGAUUUUUACACCGAAUGUUGGAAUAUGAAUAAGGGUAUUUCUGGGGAAAUCUCAGAAGAACAAAACCUCAAUAUCCCUCAGUUAUGCCCUUUACAGCUUCAAUUAGGUGAUAGUCUCUUCAUUUCCUCUGAGCCAUCCUUUCAGUCCUUUGGAAUGAAUUUAAUAAAUGUCUCCAAGGAAGAAUUUAUUAACUGCCCUAAAGCUGGUUUUCUUCAAGAACAGUUGAUUUUUGUAUGUCAGAUAAAAGGAAUGCACAAAGUUGACCCUAACUGGCUUGGUAUUGGAACUCAUUACUUUGCAGAACUUCAUAAGAAAGGCCCACUACUGUGCAACAUGGGCCUCCGUCUGAAUGUAACUGUGAAACAGCAGUUUUGUCAACAGUCUCCAAGUGCACCACUAUGUUCUGGGCAUGGAAAAUGUCUAAGCCACAUUUGGGAAAAAGCAUAUCAUUGCCAUUGUUUCUCACAGUAUUCAGGAAGAUUCUGCCAGAAGUUUGAUGUAUGCUCCACUAAACCUUGCCACAACAAUGCAUCCUGCACUGAGAAAACAGAACGUUCUGGAGAUUCUUAUGAAUGCAGGUGUCCUCCAAAAUUUUCAGGUAAAAACUGUACAGAAAUAGUUGGACAGUGCCAGCCACCUACAUGUUUCAAUGGCAACUGCAGCAAUGUUACUCCAAACACAUUUAUUUGUGAAUGUGACAAGGGCUUUACAGGUCCAUUUUGUGAGGAACCUGGUGAUCCUUGUGCAUCUCAGCCAUGCCUGAAUGGAGGCAUAUGCCAAUACAACCAGUAUGGAUAUGUUUGUGAUUGUCCUGCUGGUUUUCUUGGUCACAAUUGUGAAAUUGAUAUCAGUGAGUGUUCUUCAAGGCCAUGUCAGAACGGAGGUACAUGUAACAAUUUGCCAAAUGAUGUGGCAUGUAUCUGUCUGCCAAUAUUCACUGGCAAGUUCUGUGAGAGAAUACUGAAUCCAUGUGAAUUACUGCCUUGCUUAAAUAAUGCAACUUGUGUAGCUCAACAUCAAAACUAUAACUGCCGCUGUAUGCCAGGAUUCACUGGAAAGAACUGUGAGGAAGUAAUUGACUACUGCAGGCUGCUCAGCAUCAACUGUCUGAAUGAAGGAUUGUGUCUUAAUAUAAUUGGUGGAUUCACUUGCCUUUGUGCACCUGGAUGGACAGGAGAAUUUUGCCAAUUUGCUGAAAAUGCAUGUUUGAUUUACCCGAAUAGUUGUUCUGAUGAAGCAACUUGCAUCGAUAUGAGCGAACUGGGAGAGCAACCUUUGUUUCAGUGUCUGUGUCCUCAUAAUUUCACAGGAGAAUUCUGUGAAGUACAAAUAGAUACAUGUGGUUCCAGUCCAUGUGAAAAUGGAGGAACAUGCAUUGACUAUGGAGAUCAUUUUAAGUGCUCUUGCCCUGUAGGUUUUGAAGGUGAAAGAUGUAAACUGGAUAUUGAUGCCUGCCUGUUCUCCAAUAUAAGCUGUGACCCAGGAGCACUGUGUGUGGAUAAAUCUCAUGGAUUUAAUUACACAUGUUUAUCACCAUGUAUUGGAAAUACAGAGGUAUGUGCAAAUGGAGGUAGCUGCUUCUAUGAUGAAGAAAAUCAGAGAUCUCAUUGUGCCUGUGCUCUUGGAUGGAAAGGACAAACAUGCAUGGAGAAUAUUAAUGACUGUGAGGUCAACAAGUGCCAACAUGGAGCCACAUGUGAAGAUGGAGUUAAUAAAUACAGGUGCAUAUGUCCCCUUGGUUACACUGGCACAUUUUGUGAAAUUGAUGCUAACAACUGCAUUGGAAACCAGUGCUCUGAAUAUGAUUUCUGCCAGAAUCACUUGCAUAAUUACAGCUGUAUCUGUGUCCCUGGAUAUGAAGGACCUUUCUGUGAAGCUGAAAUUAAUGAAUGCUCAAGUUCACCUUGCAGAAAUGGAGCUACCUGCAUGGAUUUAAUUGACCACUUUUCAUGUCAGUGUGCUGCUGGGUUCAAAGGAGAAACAUGUUCUGUUCGUAUGAAUGAGUGUCUAGACAGACCCUGUUGGAACAGAGGAACCUGUGAAGAGGACAUAAAUGGCUUCAAAUGCAAUUGUCCCUUCGGAUUUGAAGGUUUGAACUGUGAAAUCAACUUUGAUGAGUGCACUUACGGUUUUUGUAAAAGCAAUUCAACUUGUUUAGACCUGGUUGCAGACUACAGCUGUGUUUGUCCUCCAGGAUACACUGGCAAAAACUGUUCCAUGGAUAUUGAUGAAUGUUCCUCCAAGCCCUGCAAAAAUGGAGGCCAUUGCCAUGAUUUGAUUGGUGAAUUUUACUGUAGCUGUUUGCCAGGUUUUACUGGUCAGUUUUGUGAAGUGGCUGUUGCUGCCUGCCUGUCACAACCAUGUGGAGCCUCCAGCAUCUGUAAAGACAUAGUGGAUGGCUACAUUUGUUUCUGUGCACCUGGUUUUAUAGGUAAUAACUGUGAAACUGAGGUGGAUGAGUGUCUUAGUGACCCUUGUCACAAUGGAGCUACUUGUGUUGAUCAACUGAAUGCCUUCAGUUGCAUCUGUCAAGAUGGAUUUCAAGGCACAACUUGUGAAGCAAAUAUAAAUGAAUGUCACUCUUCGCCAUGUCUUCAUAAUGCGUCAUGUGCGGACCUUAUUGGUGGUUAUGAAUGCAGCUGUUUGCCUGGCUUCACUGGUGCAAGAUGUGAAACAGAUAUAGAUGAGUGUGCUUCAUUUCCCUGCAAGAAUGGAGCCACCUGCAUUGACCAACCUGGUAAUUAUUUCUGCCAAUGUGUGGCUCCGUUUAAAGGUUUGAACUGUGAGUUUAGGCCUUGUGAGGCCAGCAAUCCCUGUGAGAACGGAGCUGUGUGCAUAGAAGAAAUGAAUUUGGACGUUUUUCCCCUUGGAUUCCAGUGCCAGUGUGUGAAGGGCUUUGCAGGUCCACGCUGUGAGAUCAAUGUCAAUGAGUGCAGUUCUAACCCUUGCCUCCACGGAUACUGCUAUGACAUUGUGGAUGGCUUCUAUUGUUUGUGUAACCCAGGAUAUGCAGGACUGAAAUGUGACCAGGACAUUGAUGACUGCAUAAUCAAUUAUUGUGAACACAAUUCUACAUGCGUUGAUCUACAUCUGAGAUACCAAUGUGUUUGUAUGCCUGGAUGGGAAGGAACAUUCUGUGAAAAUGAAUCAAAUGAAUGUAAUUCAGAGCCUUGUAAAAACAAUGGCACCUGCAUGGAUCUUUUCAACAGCUAUCGGUGCACGUGUACAACAGGAUGGACAGGGCCAGACUGCAGCGAAGAUAUAAAUGAAUGUGAUUCUGAACCAUGCUUGAAUGGAGCCACCUGUUAUGAAUCUGUUAAGCAGGGACAGUUUGUAUGCAUUUGUCCUCCAUUUUAUACCGGUGACUUCUGCCAUCAGCGCUUCAGUCCCUGUGAGCUGCCUUACAAUCCAUGCAUAAACAAUUCAACCUGCUUGGCACAAGCCAAUGGAAAUCCAGUGUGCAUUUGCAAAACAGGAUUUGAGGGCACUUACUGUGAAAUUAACAGUGAUGAGUGCAUCUCCCAUCCAUGCCAGAAUGAAGGUCUCUGUGUGGAUGGGAUUAACCAUUACAGGUGCUCCUGCCAACAUGGUUUUACUGGGACACUCUGUGAAGCAGAGAUAAACGAAUGCUCAUCAGGACCCUGCAAAAACAAUGGAACUUGCCUGGAUCUUGUAAACAGAUUCAUCUGCAGUUGUGCACCUGGGUACUAUGGGUCUCUGUGUGAGAUGGAUGUAAACGAAUGUGAAAAUUUGCCUUGCUUGCAUGGAGGAAGCUGCAUCAACAGGCUUGGUGGCUAUAGGUGCUUCUGUCCACCUGGAUUCACAGGUGAUAGAUGUGAAGUAAAUAUAGAUGAAUGUAUGUCUACUCCUUGCCUCAACAAUGGAAGUUGCAUUGAUGAUAUCAGUUUUUAUAAGUGUCAUUGUAGAAGAGGUUUCAUUGGAACAAACUGCGAGAUCAAUGUUAAUGAAUGUUUGCCAGAUCCUUGUCUUCAUGGAAGAUGUAUAGAUCUCAUUGAUGGAUAUCAAUGCUCUUGUGAAUCAGGAUGGACCAGCUCAAGAUGUGAGAUAAAUAUUAAUGAAUGUGAAUCUGCUCCCUGCAUUAACGGAGGUUUCUGUCAAGAUGCUGUCAAUGCAUUUGUUUGUACUUGCCUGAGUGGGUACACUGGCAGAUUUUGUGAAGUUGAUGUUGAUGUUUGCAGUGAGCCUGCACUGAACUCAGUUCUCUGUUACAAUGGAGGUGUAUGUGUUGAUGGACCUGGAAGAACAUUUCAUUGCAGGUGUCUUGCUGGAUUUUCUGGACAGUUUUGUGAAAUAGAAGUUAAUGAGUGUAAUUCAUCACCUUGUCUACAUGGCUCAACCUGUGAAGAUCAUAUCAGUGGAUACACUUGUACAUGUCAAAAAGGAUGGGAAGGCCUCCAUUGUGAGCUGGAUGUCGAUGAGUGCAUAUCCAACCCUUGCAUACAUGGAAUCUGUGUUCAGAAGGACCCCAGCUUUGGUUACUCCUGUUUUUGCAAGGCAGGAUUUGUGGGACGAAGCUGUGAGCUUAAUUACAAUGAUUGUCAUAUACAGUCCUGCUCCACUGGAUUUCUUUGUGUUGAUGGAAUAAACAAUAUCACCUGUUUACCUAUCCCCCAAAGCAAAAAAACUGUCACCGAAGUGGCUGAAGUGUUUCCUGAUCAGAUUUUAGACAAUGACCUUCCAUCAUCCCUGGCUGUGUCUAUGGAACUUUGGUCUGAACGUUCUUCUCCUGACUCUCAUACAGAAGAAGUGUCCCAAGAUUUUAAUUAUGCUCACUACUAUGGUGAUUCUUACCUGGAAUUUAAAGGCUUGCAUUUGAACAUACAAAACUUCAUCCACUUGGAAUUUAAAACGUACAAACCACAUGGACUCCUCCUGUAUGUUGAACAGAGCCCAGGAACAAUAGGACAUUUUUUAAUUCAGCUUUUCAUCAAACAUAGCACCUUACAGUACCAGUUUUUAUGUGAUGAAGCAGCAGAAGUCAAAAGCAUCACUACUACUGCUAGAGUGGAUGAUGGACACUGGUAUGAAGUGCAAAUUAGGCAACGUAUGGUACCAUGUGAAGCAGAAAUGUCGGUCCUGAGGAUAUCUGCAAAGACAAGUACACCUAGAAAUUUCUGGUCCAGUUCAUACUGGCUUGAAACGGGAUCCAUAUUUGUUGGUGGUUUGCCUCAUCAUUAUGCAAUAAAACAGAUACCUGGACCUGUCUACAAUUACACUGGCUGCAUACAAGUUGUAGAAAUUAAUGAUGUGGGACCUUUCAACUUCUCUAGUGCUGUGGGAAGAAAUAAUGUUGACAAUUGCAGGAUUCCUGUACCCACACAUCUGUCAACAGCAUUCCCUAUGGUCUCUUCUGAUGUGCCUGAGCUGCUUGAGCCUGUUGUGCCCUCUCAGAUUUUCCCCACAUUGCCAUCUGUAUGCCAGGAUGGACUGUGCCAUAAUGGAGGGACUUGUCAUCCUCUCUCUCUGCCUACUGGGGCCACCUCAUUUCAGUGCGACUGCCCACUACACUUCACUGGUCGGUUCUGCGAAAAAGACACAGCACUGUUUUUUCCAUCCUUCACUGGAAACUCUUAUUUGGAACUACCUUCUCUGACAUCUGUAUCUGAGACCAGGACUGCAUCUGGGCAGGAAACAAGUAAUCUGACGACUCUGUACUUGGCAGUGAAAACAACUGCUCUUAAUGGCACAAUUCUUUACACUAGUGAAAGGAAUUUUGGAGAACAGUUCCUUCACUUGUAUCUUGUGGAAGGAAGACCAACAGUUCGAUUCAGCUGUGGAAACUCUCAGAACAUUCUGACUGUAUCUGUCAAUCAAUCCAUUAGCAAAGGUACACUCAUCCCUAUCACAAUAAGUUAUAUGUUGCCUGUGAGCAGUCCUGAAGGCUACUGUAUGAUUGAAAUGGCUGUAGAUGGAAAUACUCCUGUACAGCACAGACUUUCUCUCUUAUAUCAAGCAACUCAGAUCACCUUUGGAUCAAUCUUCCUUGGAAAUGUUCCUGUUCAUGAACAGGUUCAUCGAUGUGCUGGACAGAUACAUGGCUAUAAAGGAUGCAUUAGGGAUUUUCAAGUUAACAACAGAGAGUUAUUCAUCAUAGAUGAGGCUCUUGGAGGGAGGAAUGUUGAGAACUGCAAUGUUCCAAUAUGUGAUUAUCAUCCAUGCCACAAUGGUGGUACCUGUAUGAGUGAUGCAGAAAAUUGGUUUUGUGAAUGCCCUAAACUCUACUCUGGAAAACUCUGCCAGUUUGCGACUUGUGAAGAAAACCCAUGUGGAAACGGUGCUACAUGUUUUCCAAAGUCCAGGCGCGAUGCCAUUUGCAUUUGUCCAUACGGAAGAUCUGGCAUCCUCUGCAGUGAUGCUAUUAAUAUUAGCCAGCCGAGUUUCAGUGGCACAGAUGCCUUUGGCUAUACCUCAUUCCUGGCUUAUUCUACAAUCCCAAAUAUCACCUUCUACUAUGAAUUCAGCUUGAAAUUUCAUUUGGCAAAUCACCACUCAGCUUUACAAGAUAACCUGAUUUUUUUCACUGGACAGAAAGGUCAAGGUCUCAAUGGAGAUGAUUUCUUGGAGUUAGGCCUCCGUAAUGGCAGAGUAGUAUAUAGUUAUAAUCUAGGUUCUGGCACAGCAACAAUCAUUAGCAAACCACUUGAUCUGACACUCAAUAUUCAUGUCAUCCAUCUUGGCAGAUAUCUUCAAAAAGGCUGGCUAAAGGUGAAUGAUCAGAAGAAUAAAACUGUCACUUCUCCUGGGAGACUGGUUGGACUCAAUGUUUUCAGCCAGUUUUAUUUAGGAGGCUAUCGUGAGUAUGCUCCAGAACUCCUGCCAAAGGGAUCCAGAUUUAAGAACGGCUUUCAAGGUUGCAUUUUUGAUGUUCAAGUUCGCACCAGCAUGAAUCAAGAGUUUAAAUCACCUGGAAAUCCAGAAGGUCACCCCAAUUCUGGUCGCAGUGUUGGACAAUGUAAAGAUUCCCCAUGCAGUUUAAUAAAAUGCAGAAAUGGUGGGAAAUGCAUAGAAAGUGGCUCUACUGUUUACUGUGACUGCCUCACUGGAUGGAAAGGUGCAUUUUGUACAGAAACAGUGUCAGUGUGUGAACCUGAGCACAUUCCUCCACAUCUGUGUAAGCAAGGUGGUACUUGUGUGCCACUGCCUAAUGGCUACACAUGUCACUGUCCUCUUGGAACAACCGGUACCUACUGUGAACAAGAUAUAUCCAUUAGUGAUCCAUCUUUCAGAAGUAAUGAAUCAUCAUGGAUGUCAUUUGCACCCUUUUAUAUACGGCAUAAGACUCAUAUCAAACUGCAGUUUCAGCCUCUAUCUCCAGAUGGUAUCCUAUUUUACACUGCACAGCAUUUGGGUACUCAGUCAGGUGACUUCUUAUGUAUAUCAUUAGUAAAUGGAUUUAUCCAGUUACGCUACAAUCUCGGAGACAAGACAGUCACCCUACAGACCUUUCAGAAAGUCUGUACAAAUGGAAGUACAUGGCAUUCACUCAAAGCAGGAAGAGCUGGCAAUGAAGGCUACCUGGACCUGGAUGGUGUGAACAUUACUCAUAAAGCUAGCCCUGGAAUGAAUGCACUAGACACGCACACAGACUUUUUUGUUGGAGGGGUGUCCUCCUUAAACCUUGUUAAUUCAAUGGCAGUAGAAAAUGAACCCACAGGUUUCACUGGUUGUAUACGAGAAGUUGUUAUCAACAACAGGGAACUGAAGCUUACUGUGAAUGAUCCCACAGGUGGAGCCAAUGUUGGUGACUGUGAUGGAACAGCUUGCGGGUACACGGUGUGCAAAAAUAAUGGAACAUGUCAAGUUGAAAACUCAGGCUUUUCUUGUUCUUGCCCACAGGAGUGGACAGGGAGCACAUGUGAACAAUCUAUUCACUGUUCACAACACAGGUGUGGGUCUCAGGCUCUGUGUAUUCCUCAACCUACUUUGUUUUCAUAUUCCUGCAUGUGCGCACUAGGCUGGUCAGGUAAAUACUGUGAUAGCAAAAUCCAUUUUUUUAUAGCAAAGUUUGUCGGCAACUCCUACAUCAAAUACAUAGAUCCGUAUUACGGAAAAAGAGACCUCCAGUAUAGCCGCAUUUCUUUAAAUUUUACUACCAAUCAAUCUGAAGGCUUAAUAGUAUGGAUGGGGAAAGGUGAAGAUGAAGAUAAUGAUUUCCUUGCCAUUGGUCUUGCCAAUGGAACACUAAAAGUUGUGAUUAAUCUUGGAGAAAGAAUCUCUGUUCCUCUAAUUCAUAGUAAUUACUCCUCCUGUUGUGACGAAAAGUGGCAUUUCGUUACUGUAGUUCAAAACCAAACUUGUAUUAAGGUUUACCUUGAUGAGGAGCUAAUUCUUUUUGAAGAUAUUGAUCCACACAGAAAAUACACUGCUUUAAACUAUGGUGGUAUUUGUUAUUUUGGUGGGUUUGAAAUUGGCAGGGAAGUCAAUACAGUCACUACAGGGCUUUUUCACAAGGAAUUCAGUGGUAAAAUUAAAGAUGUUGUGCUCUUCCAAGACUCCAAGAAGAUCCAGCUCAUGAAAGCAGAAGGGUAUAAUGUUUACAAUGGAAAUUACAGAAAUUAACUGAAAAACUGUAUAAGAAUCUUCAAAAGUGAUAAAUUUUCUUUUCCUCCUGUUUCUUGUAGUAGCAGGCAGUGUAAGACUC
Messenger RNA from Melopsittacus undulatus (budgerigar), 8818 nucleotides. It is a transcript of the gene EYS, whose product is annotated as eyes shut homolog. The transcript is spliced from 47 exons. The record is from RefSeq and is a predicted model, not a curated record. Lineage: Eukaryota; Metazoa; Chordata; Aves; Psittaciformes; Psittaculidae. Bases 1 to 8736 code for a protein of 2911 amino acids. Gene Ontology annotation, molecular function: calcium ion binding.